Molecule: messenger RNA, 1463 nt
Organism: Lucilia sericata (common green bottle fly)
Lineage: Eukaryota; Metazoa; Arthropoda; Insecta; Diptera; Calliphoridae
Product: putative protein TPRXL
Exons: 3
Coding region: 451-1317 (288 amino acids)
Source: RefSeq, a predicted model, not a curated record
UAUUAGUAAAAAAGUAAAAAUAUUCGGAAAAAAUGCAAUUUGCCAAAAAUGUCAAUGCAAGUGUUAGGAGGUUUUCGCUGUUUUUGGUUUCCAUGGCCAUUCGUAAGCAGACCAACAACAAAAGAAUUGUUGUCAAAAGGGAGUGCAAAGUCUUAACAUGUUGUUAUUGCAAUUAUUGACGGAACUGACAAAGCAAGCAUUAGCAUGAAAAAAUAUGUAGGCAAAAUGUGAGAAAAAGUGUUUUGCUGUGAAAUAAGGAAACAACGACAAUAACAACAACAAAACUAGAGCUUAUAUUCCUGUAAAACACUCAUCAAAAACUUAAAAAGUUCAUUUACAACACUUUUAAAACGGUUAUAGAGCAGUAGUGUAUCAACAUCUGUUAAUAAAGUGGUUACAAAACAAAAACUGGACCAAACAAAAGUCUCCUCAUCACAAUGUGUAACUGACAUGGCGGAAGGUUGCGAAGAAACCGAGAGCAACAGUAGCAAUCGUAACGCCGAUAACGCACCCACCAUGUUGGGCACCGUAUUGCCAUGCGAAGCUGCCAUAACCGCCUCUCUGGGUGUAUCAGGUGGCGGUGUUAUGAAACGUGAAUUUGUCGAUGCCACCAGUGUCUUGGGUGCCCAUCUAACAGCCAGUGUCAGUUUAGCCAGUCCCACCCACUCAAUGGCCUCACCUUCAAUAACAACCACCACGACGGGAUCAAAUCAUAUACCCACCUCCACCACCAACAAUCAGCGACUUACACCCAAUUCUAAUAAAGCCAAUGCAGCGAACUCUUUGGGUCCCUUAGUGUGUACCACCUCUGCCCUGCUUUCUUCAUCCUCCUCAUCAUCCUCUUCUUCAUCCUCGUCUUCGUCGAAUUCUUCCUCAUCCUCCUCGACUUCGUUGAAUACAUCAACCACGGCUUCUUCAUCCACUACAGCGGCCAUAGCCAAUAAUUCGAAUACUAACAAAUCGCCUUCAUCAUCACCAUAUUCUAGUGCAGCUAUUGCUUCGUUAAGCGGUGUAUCGCCUCAUUCUCCCGACAGAGCUACUCCUGGUCAUAAUAGUAAUGGUAGUUGUGGUCUGGACACCUCUUCGACAAAUGUAACAACAACGACAACAACUGUUGCGCCACCAGCGGCUGUAGGAGCUAUAACUCCUACCUCAACACCGGCGCCUUUAGUUACGGCCAACAAUUGUGCGUCACCUACACAUGUCGAUGUGGCAUUGAAUAUUAAAACAGAAGCGGUAAGUGACAAGAUAAUGUUAAUAUUAGUCUUAAGUUAUUCAUACAAUUUUCCAAAGCCUUUCUUUAGAAACGACCAUUAAAAUCUGACGAACUUUUCUUUAGAUAAGAUCAUCACAGUCUGACGAACCUUUCUUCAGAAAAGAUCAUCAAAGUCUGAUGUACUUUUCUUUAGAAGAGAUCAUCAGCUUCAGACGAUCUUUUCUUUAGAAAAGAUCAUCAGAGUCUA